AAAAAAUUGAACAACAUUAAAAAAAUCUCAAGGAAGGAAAAAACUUUUUGUUUUUAUUUCAUUUAUUAAAGUAAAAAUUAAGAAAUCAAAAAAGAACAAAAUGGAGCAGCAGAUCAUCUCGCUCUGCUACCUCUUAUUUCUCCAAAUUGCAUUUAUAAACACAAAAUCACAAUUAUUUACGCUAAAAAAUAAUAAAAUCAUUAUGUUAUCACAAAAUGUUGACGAUUUUGAUGAUAUCUUUUACAUUAUCUCAACGACAGAGCCACAAUUUGGUAAUACAUGGACGAAAGAAAGUGAUAAUUUUGAUUUUACAAUUGGAAUUGAUGCAGAAAUCGAUUCGCACAACAGUGAUAACAGAACGUCAAUCCAUCAAAGACUUGAAAACAGCACAAAGCAACCAAAAGAUGAGCAGCAACCACAGCCAUAUGAGGUUCUCGAUUGUGGUAAAGCAGUAAAUUUUACCGUGUUUGAUGAGCUUGUGGGAAUAGCAAAUCGUAAGAAGCACAAGACAUUACCAGAGCCUGACGUACUAUUUACAUUUACGACAAAAGCAAAGAGUGGCAAGCUGAGGAAGAAUUUCGAUGUUGAUGCAUUGGAGUCUAAACUUAGGAAGGCAAAACGUGAUAAACCAAGAAGUGUGCAACUUUAUAACCAAAUUGGAAAUUUCCACAGAAUUAAAGGAGAUGCUCUGCUAUCGAUUGAGUGCUUUAGAAAGGCACUUUCUAUAAAUCCUACAAACAGUGAAGUGAUUUUGAAUCUUGCUCGGGUACUUUUUCAUCAAGGGUAUCUAGAAGAUGCAAUAUAUCUUACGCGGAGAUCCCUUGAGGUACAUUCCAGUGAUGCUCGUGCAACAUGGAGACAGUACUUUACUCUUGGUGAGAUUUUUAAAAAGUAUGGAAACAUACAAGAAUCAAUAUUGCAUCUCCGGCAUGCAUUAGAACUGUCUCCACAUCAUGAUAAGAUUCUGCAGGCACUCGAGGAUAUUGAGAAACUUCCUAUAUCCUCACUGCAUUUUUAUACAAUUCUCAUAAUAUUGCUUCUGGUCAUUUGCGUUUUAAUUGUGAUGAGAUAUUUAAAUCAGGAUGAGUUUCCUGGAAAUGAUACGGACAUAAAGCCACAGAAAGCACGGUGCUUUAAAAUUCGCGGUGCGAUGAGUAAAGUGCGGGUAAUAAGAAGAAAAUAAGCCAUUAAUUAUGUCUCUUGAUAUUGAAUGUGUGUAAAAUUUACUGAUGAUGAUUACAAUGAUGUGUAUUUUAGAAGUUUUUAAGGUAACAAGAAAUGCAUAGUUCUCUUCUAUCUCUUUAUCCCUAUUCUGUUUUCUUCAUUAUUGCCGAAAAAAAAGAUAAAUUUCUACUAUACUACUACUUUCCAUUACUAAAGUGA
Molecule: messenger RNA, 1383 nt
Organism: Chironomus riparius
Lineage: Eukaryota; Metazoa; Arthropoda; Insecta; Diptera; Chironomidae
Source: the annotation of a GenBank genome assembly